GCUCGCUCUAACAAAAUUACAAGAAAUAAUCGAUGGGAAGAAAGAACAGAACUAAUACAGCGUCGUCCCAAGGGACGACAUCGUAUCAAGAUAAUCAAGUACACUUCAGCCACGCCCACAUCUUGAAACUGAUCAAUAGUCCAUCUGAAAAUACUCUCAAUUGCAAUGCUUGUGAGCAACAGAACAUUAGUAACAAGCCUUUCUACGGCUGCAACAGUUGCCAAUAUUUCCUCCACGAAAACUGCCUCAACGCUCCUCGUUUUCUCGAUCACUCAUCUCAUCCUUCCCACCCAUUAACCCUUCACCCAAUUCCAACUUAUCCGACUCAUACCUAUCUUUGCGAUGCUUGUGGCUCCACUGGCAACGGAUUCAGCUUUAGUUGUGCCCGUUGCCAGUUUGAUAUCCACUUGCAAUGUGCUUCUUGUCCGAGUUCAUUACUCGUUGAGAAGCACCCACAUCAAUUGGAGCUGAUAUUCGGUUCUCCUUACGAAGAUAAGGAUGUCGAAUAUGUUUGUGAUGUCUGUGAUGCAGUAAUGAACAAGGACAAUUGGUUGUACUAUUGUGCUGAUUGUGAUUUCGGGGCACACUUGCAGUGUGCUAGCCCUGAACUUGUUGUUUACCCGAGAAGCCGACUAAUUAAUUCAAAUUCAAAUUCAAAUCCAAAUCCAAAUGCAAAUUCAGCACUGGAGAUGAUAAAUGCAGUUAAUGAGACUAGUGAUCAUUUUUUUGAAUAUCAACUUGCUAGUCGGAUGGCAGCACAAUUAGGAGAAGAAAUGCUGGACUCAGGCAGGCCAAGACGAAGAUACAUUUACUACUGACUCUAUUUAUCUAAUAAUGCAUGAUGCAUCCACUUUGAUAUUUUCAUCUUUUCUGCAAAAUAAAUGCUUAAUUUGCUGUUACGUUGUA
Molecule: messenger RNA, 906 nt
Organism: Capsicum annuum
Lineage: Eukaryota; Viridiplantae; Streptophyta; Magnoliopsida; Solanales; Solanaceae
Exons: 1
Coding region: 33-818 (261 amino acids)
Source: RefSeq, a predicted model, not a curated record